GUUAUAUAAACUCAUUAAAAAGUGGCUUUGGUUUGUGACGACAGUGGGUGAGUGAUUAUGAACAAGAGUGCAGUGUUUUCACAGAGUUGUUUCUUUGUCUACCAGACUGAGCCCAUGCUCUAAUCUGGGUUAUCUGGCUGUAAUCAGCUUUGCCCACUGCUACUCUCACUGCUGCUGCUGCUGCAGGGUGGGCACUUUGCUUUCAGUCCACUUCUGUCAUCUACUAACAUAAACAGCUAGAAAGCUGACUGAACAGUAGAGAUCAGCUCACCUGCAGAGACACAAAGCACUCUGUCUACCUGGGAGGAUGGCUGAGCUUCCAGAUGCGGGUCCCACCAAAGGGGGACCAACUACACCAGCUACAGAUGUGUACCCUAGAAAAAUACUGGAGUACAUGGAAGGCUUUCUUAUCUCCAAGACGGUGUUCACAUCCUGUGAACUGGGUGUGUUUGAUGUGUUGCUGGCUGCAGAGCGUCCGCUGUCAGCAGAGGAGAUCAGUCAGGCGGUGGGAACCAGUCUGGACGGGACGCAGCGGCUGCUUGCUGCCUGCACAGGCCUGCAGCUCCUCAACACACACUGGGACAGCGGGCAAGUUUUUUAUAGUAACACAGAACAGUCCAGAGUCUUCCUCACACGUUCCAGUCCUUUGUCCCUCAGCCAGUCCAUCCAGUACAGCUCCAGGACCAUCUACCUCUGCUGGCAUUAUCUCACAGAUGCUGUUAGAGAGGGAAGAAAUCAGUAUGAAAAGGCUUUUGGAGUCAGCUCAAAGGACCUGUUUCAAGCUCUGUACAGGUCUGAUGAGGAAAUGGUGAAAUUCAUGCACUUGAUGAACUCCAUCUGGAACAUCUGCGGCAGAGACGUGGUCACGGCCUUUGAUCUUACGCCUUUUAAGUUCAUCUGUGACCUGGGAGGCUGCAGUGGAGCAUUAGCCAAGCAGUGCACGUUGGCCUACCCAGAAUGCACUGUGACAAUCUUUGACCUCCCCAAGGUAGUGCGUGUGUCAGGGGAACACUUUGUCACCGAGGCUGACCAGAGGAUCAGCUUCCAUGAGGGUGAUUUCUUCAAGGACUCCCUGCCAGUCGCAGAUCUCUAUAUUCUUGCCAGAAUCCUCCAUGACUGGACAGAUGAGCGCUGCACAGAGCUCCUCUGCAGAAUCUAUAAGGCCUGUAAACCAGGAGGUGCCGUGCUGCUGGUGGAGGCGCUGCUAAAUGAAGACGGGUCUGGUCCACUGACAGCACAGCUCUACUCCCUGAACAUGCUGGUGCAGACGGAGGGCAGAGAGAGGACAGGUGCUCAGUAUGCUGCACUGCUGGCUGCCAGCGGCUUCACCAACAUCCAGCACCGCCUCACUGGAAAAAUCUAUGAUACCGUUCUGGGUCACAAAGAGACAUGAGAGAUAAAGAAAAAUGAUGCCACCAUGUGUGCAGUAAAAUAAAG
This is a messenger RNA of Xiphophorus couchianus (Monterrey platyfish), 1437 nucleotides long. RefSeq names its product acetylserotonin O-methyltransferase (gene asmt). Bases 308 to 1393 code for a protein of 361 amino acids. Gene Ontology annotation, molecular function: protein dimerization activity; O-methyltransferase activity. The record is from RefSeq and is a predicted model, not a curated record. The transcript is spliced from 8 exons. NCBI's taxonomy places the organism in Eukaryota, Metazoa, Chordata, Actinopteri, Cyprinodontiformes, Poeciliidae.